AUGAACGAUGUUUCCCGUCUCUAUCAGAAAUCUUCAAUAUGUGAUGAUGGUGCCGGUAGAAAUCUCAAACGCGUUUCAUGCUUUGAAGUGAAUCUCCUUCCUGCUUGGGUAGGAAGGGAAACGCACGGCAACAAAUUCCUUUCCCCUUUCUUCUCCGAAUAA
Molecule: messenger RNA, 162 nt
Organism: Sphenostylis stenocarpa
Lineage: Eukaryota; Viridiplantae; Streptophyta; Magnoliopsida; Fabales; Fabaceae
Source: the annotation of a GenBank genome assembly